UAGGACGCCGCAGUCACCAUGUUGCAGCAGCUGCUGCUGCUGCUGCUGGUUGGUAAUACACUUGCCUCUCAUUUUUAUGGCACAAUGAUGACCUACUACCCAAAGGAAACCCAAGUAGAUGGAUCUGUCACAGUUGUGGUGCGUUUUAAGACAGCCUAUGACUCGUGCCAGUAUUCAAAUAGUUGGAUUUGCAGUGGAAAUUGUGGCAGUGAAAAUGUGACAGCACAUGAAAUUCAGAAUGUUACAAAUGAGAACUGGUGCCAGAAGGAAGAAAUCAUGACCCGAGUGCUUCCCAACAACACUGGAUUUACAUUGCGAUUUUCUGGUGGAAACUGGAUAAACAACAUAAGAAAUGGUGUUGUAUUAUGGGGUGCAGUGACUCAAGUUGAACUAAGAAACCGUUCUGAUACCGGCAAAGCAAACACUUCUCCUCAAACCACAAUUCUGCCAUCAGUCAGAGUUCCUUCAAACUGUCCAAGAGAUUACAGUUUGCUGGCCUUUGAUCCAGAUGGAGAUGAAGUUAAAUGCAGAUAUGGAAACUCUCCUGAGGAGUGUGCCAACUGUAACACACCCAGUGUUCUCACACUGUCACCAGAUUGUACUCUGUCAUUCAGCCCCACCUCAACUAGCAAUGAAGGUCCAUAUGCAGUGCAGCUGGUGCUGGAGGACUUUCCCAAGCAGAACAUCAGUCUGACUCAAACCAACGGUUCUCAGGAACUAAAAACUACCAACCAGGUCAUCAGCAAGAUUCCCCUUCAAUUUGUUUUAAGAGAUUACUUUUGGGCUAGAAAACCGUGA
Oryzias latipes (Japanese medaka) is the source of this 798-nucleotide messenger RNA. The record is from RefSeq and is a predicted model, not a curated record. Lineage: Eukaryota; Metazoa; Chordata; Actinopteri; Beloniformes; Adrianichthyidae.